AUGGCACCUUGUGAGUCUGUUGUUAAUCUUCCAGUUGGUUUUAAAUUUCGUCCAAGAGAUGAUCAGCUAUUGGGAUAUUAUCUUCUUAACAAGGUUCGUGGCACAUCCUUUAUGUAUGACAAUGUUAUUCCAGAAAUGGAUCUUUAUGGCAAGAUCGAGCCAUGGGAUAUAUGGCAUGAAUAUGGUGGACGCAACUUAGCCAAAAGUGAAGACCUUUAUUUCUUCACCAAAUUGAAGAGCCUGAGUGACAAGGACUCCCGCGUGGCUCGCACGAUAGGGUCCGGGACAUGGAAAGGUGAGAACUCAGGGACCCCAGUCAGUGAUCCGAAGAAUGAGGAGAACGAUUUAGGUAUAUGGAAAAGGUUUCAUUAUGAAAACCCUAAAUCUGUUCAAGACGGUUGCUGGAUUAUGCACGAGUACAGCCUUCACCCUUCAUUGGUGAAGCCCAAACCAAACUCAACCGAUCAGUUUGUGCUGUGCCGGAUUCGAAAGAAUGACAAGGGGAAGAGAAAGUUGAGAACUGCAGAAGAGGAUAAUGAAACUGACAAUCCAGUACAAUCUCAAAAUAAGAGGCAAAGGCCGCAACAAGUGACUAGCUUUGAGGAAUUUAUUGGUAAUUGCACUCCCAUGUCUGAGGCUACUGGAAUUGGUGGGAGUGUUUCAUACUUGCCAACUGGACUCACUCAAUCUCAGCCGGACAGCUCUUUUGCAUACCCAACAACUGUGGUCUCUUCCCAAGCUAGGGAAAACUAUACUGAUGACGUCAGCCAAUUUCAUGGUGGCAGUGAUGGCGAUGCCCUAAUGAGCGAUUUCUCACAUUUGGACACCGCACCACCAUUCACGGAACAAGCCUUGGGAUCAGUUUGUAACCAAGAGAGGGCGUCAGAUGUUUAUGAGGCUCAACAAGGCCUGGGCCUCAUUGACAAUAAUAUUGGACAUUGGCCUAAUCCAUUUGGUAGUGAAGAAGACCAAGUCAAUGUGUUCGACUUCUGGAUGGAUUAUGAUUUACUCAACCACUUGAUCGACUAUGAUGAUGAUAAUGAUGGUCCGCGGCAAUCUUCCACAGCACAGUUUAUGGGAAUGGGAAUGGAGAAGACUUCUACUGCAAGUAGUGAAGCUAAUGUGGUCAUCAUAGAUUGACCAAUUAAGUCAUGUACAUGUUCCACGUUUACAAUCAAUUCAUCUUUUUCUUCAUUGGGUUGAAAUUAGAUUAAAUUUAUGUAUGUUUCUACGAACAAUAUAUAGCCGGAUCACUUCGCUGUCUGUCAUGAAAAGUUUCGAGAUCAAAAAUGCAAUUAGCCAAAUAUACACACUUUAGAGAUCUUACUCUGUUAAUUUGUCCAGGGAUCACUUUGGUGUCUGUUAUCAGAUAUAAGCGGCCAAUUUUUCUUUUUCUUUUUCUUUUUUUUUUUUUUUUUUUAAAGUGAUGUUGUUGAAGUUUUUGAGAUCAAAAGCCUUAUUGUUUGAGCUUUGGAAACAAAAGUUAUUUUAUAUCAGGAGAUUUAUUUUACUCUGGAGUUAUCAAAGGGGGCC
Prunus persica (peach) is the source of this 1533-nucleotide messenger RNA. RefSeq names its product NAC domain-containing protein 45. The record is from RefSeq and is a predicted model, not a curated record. NCBI's taxonomy places the organism in Eukaryota, Viridiplantae, Streptophyta, Magnoliopsida, Rosales, Rosaceae. Gene Ontology annotation, molecular function: DNA binding. The coding region runs from base 1 to 1140 and encodes 379 amino acids. Gene Ontology annotation, biological process: regulation of DNA-templated transcription. The transcript has a single exon.